Dictyostelium discoideum AX4 is the source of this 2117-nucleotide messenger RNA. RefSeq lists its product as hypothetical. The record is from RefSeq and is a predicted model, not a curated record. The transcript has a single exon. Gene Ontology annotation, molecular function: nucleotidyltransferase activity; RNA-directed DNA polymerase activity; transferase activity. Gene Ontology annotation, biological process: DNA biosynthetic process; RNA-templated DNA biosynthetic process. Lineage: Eukaryota; Evosea; Eumycetozoa; Dictyosteliales; Dictyosteliaceae. The annotation marks the transcript as partial.
CCGAACUAAUCAAAAACAGAAGACCAAUUACACUGGCUAACUGUAUAUAUAAAAUCCACUCAAAACUAAUAAACAAUAGAAUAAUCCCAAUACUAACGAAAGUGAUCAACCACAAUCAAAAAGGUUUCGUACCAGGCAGAUUCAUUAUAGAUAAUAUCAUAUCAAUGAACGAAUUAAUCAACUAUUGUAAUGAUAAAAGAAUUAACGGAAUAAUUACACUAUAUGAUUUCGAAAAAGCUUUUGACUCGAUUUCACACGGUUCAAUACUCAGAUCACUACAACACAUCAACAUUCCAACCAAUAUAAUCAACCUGAUAAUGAAUCUACUCACCAAAUCUGAAGCAAGAAUUGAAAUUAAUGGUAGAACUACUAUACCCUUUGAGAUCAAAAGAGGAGUCAAACAAGGAGAUCCACUAUCACCCACCCUGUUCGUCCUUGUAAUAGAGGCUUUAGCUAGAAAAAUUUUACAAGAUGACCGAAUUACUGGCCUUCCUCUAAACAACAGCGACCACAGAGAGAAAUUCCAAAGCUUUGCAGACGACUCGGCUUCAAUGGUCCCAGACUCUCAACAACUUGAAUUAGUACUACAACACUUCAAUUCAUUUUGCAAAGCCACUUCCUCAAAACUAAACAUCGACAAAUCUUCAUCAAUUCUUAUAGGCAACCCAGACAAUACCAACCAAAGAAUACCAAUAUCUACAAAUCCAGAAAGAUACUUGGGAUACUUCUUCACAGGCAAAGGGAUAACAAGAAAAAUACCAGAAAUAUUAAACACAAUAAGAUCAUCCUUAGUACUAUGGAAAACCACUGACUCAACAAUCAAAACCAAAACCAACAUCCUCAAAGCAUUCGCACUCUCUAAAUUAACCUACUAUUCAUAUGUAGAGAACUUUAAGGAAGAGGAAUUAAACCAAAUCAAUAAAUUAGUCGAAUGGUUUUUAUCGGCACCAAACAACAAAAAUGCUAGUGGAUUUCAAGUUAUUAAUUUAAUGAGAACCAAAAGAGCAAGAUACCCACUAAAAGUAGGGGGCUGGAACAUUUGGAAUAUAGAAUUGAGACAACUGGCGCAGAAACUUUGGAUCAUAAACCAGUUCAUCCUAGCACUAGAAACCAAACAAACAAACUCAUCUCAUCACAAAAGCUGGGAAUAUCAGAUCCAAAAAAACAAAUUCACAUCCAGAUACCUAAAAGAAAACUUAGAUGAAUGGAACAAAAUAAGAAUAAAAAAAGCAAUCUUCAACAAUAAUCUCACAUCCAUAAAAAACGAAAAUGGACAACCACUUUCACUGGCAGAAUGGUAUACCACAAUUCAAGACCAAAAUCCAACCAUCCCUAAAACGGAAUUCCAAUCAUCUCUAAACUUAAGAGGCUACAGCUAUAAUCAACUCUUCAACAACAUACUGAAGAUAAAAGACCCUAAAACAAGAGACACAAUGUUUAGAUUCCAUGCCAGAUGCCUUCCAAUAAACUACCUUCACAACAAACAAUGCCCACUCUGCAAAGAAGAUAUGAGCAAAGACCCAUACGGUCACCUGUUCUUCUCAUGCAAGAAAACAAAACAAUUCAUAAAAAUAAAUAAACUCAAAAAUUUCAUCUAUAUUACCACAGGCAAAGGUAAAAACUGGCACCAUACAAGAAUUAGGCAAAAUAACAAUUUCAUUAAUAGAAUAACUCCAAAAUUAUCACCGACAGCCAAAAAAGAUCAAGAAGUGAAUGCAGAUUACGCCAACCACAGAUUCCACAAAGAAUACUUUGAAUGGAACUAUAAAGCAAUAGACUAUGAUCUAACCAGAUCAUUCGCAUAUAGAAACCUAAUGGCCCUUAUCCUCCACAACAUUUGGAUUUGGAUUUGCAAUCAAAUAUACAGUGAAGAUCCUUUAACAGAUGAAUCACUAUCAUACAGCUCCCUUCUAAAGAAAUGGCACAAAUUGGCCACUCUAGAAUACAUCAAAAAAGCAAAAGAUCUGAAAAACUUAUCAGCAAAAGACCAUAAUAACUUCAAAGAUCCUAAGAUCCUUCUCACUUCAACGAUCAAGCUAAGAAAAACAACAGCUAAUUACUAUUGUAUUCCAGAAUCAUCUCUCCCAAAUAUUAUAUCUUUUGAUCAAUUCAUAUGA